Molecule: messenger RNA, 5515 nt
Organism: Egretta garzetta (little egret)
Lineage: Eukaryota; Metazoa; Chordata; Aves; Pelecaniformes; Ardeidae
Gene: CUNH4orf50
Product: chromosome unknown C4orf50 homolog
Exons: 10
Coding region: 252-3719 (1155 amino acids)
Source: RefSeq, a predicted model, not a curated record
AAUGAUAAGCACAAACAUGGGAUGCAUGGGGCUGCAACGGUAAGCGCACUGCAGAGACAGGAGACGGUCUUCUUGCAAAGCAGAAAAGGUAUGAGCAGGAAUUAGAAGAUGCAAGCGUACCUGAUGAACAAGUAAACAGUGCUGGAGAAGAGAAUUUGAACCUCAGAGUAGAAGAGCUGGAAAAGUCGGAGCAAAAACUGAAAGGUGUUCUAGAGGACUACGUGGAGUCAAAUACUGUCCUAAGAAAUAGGAUGAAAGAGCUGGAGCUGUCACACAAAACACUUCUUGUGACGAUGGAUCAACUAAAUAUGAAGUUGCACCAGAUUGAAAAUGCAGAUGUUCGUAUUAAAGAGAAACUGCGAGGCAUUCGGGAGGACCUGAUCAACUUGGUUGAAAACCAAAAAAAGUCAGAGAAGAAGCAAAAAGAAAAAUUACAUUGGCUUCAGGAGCAGCUGAAGACAAAAGAAGAUGAAUUAAAGCGCCAGUCAGAGUAUUUUGAGCACUACAAACAAAAUCAGAGACAACAGACAGCAGUGCUGAGAGAAAGGGAAUGUUACCUUCGGGGUGAGGUAUCCAGGCUGGAAAAGCAAGUCCUAGAUCUUAGUGCCCAUAUUGUUCUUUUGACAUCCGAGUUAGAAGAGGGAAUGGUGCAGUAUCUCCAGCAGAAGCUGGAAUCAGCAUUCAGUGGGACUCAGAGCUAUAAACACCCCGACGUGGAAGUAAUGGAACUGAAAACUUGCAUUGAAAAUGUGGAGCACGACAUGAAAAGCCACCUUGAGACUUUUCAGCAAAAUCUGAAGUUCUUAAGGGAAAAAGAGGAGGACAAAAGGAGAGAACAGGCAGACCUGAUGACUGAACUCCAGUGCUCUCAGGACACUGAAGCCUUUCUCAGAAGAAAAUUGGAAGAAUCUUGCCAUCAUGUUUAUAGACUGAAAUUAUCUGAAAUCAAUCUACAGGAAGAAAUGGAAGAGCUUUUGGAUGAAAAUAGGGCUUUAAAAGAUCAAGGUAGGGUGAAGUUGAAAAAGAAGAAAGAAAAGGACGCACGAUUUACAAGAUUGGAGAACAGAGACAACAGUGUUGACUGGAAUGCAGAACUAAUCCAGGAUGACAUUCAAAAUUGGAAAUGGGGAGCAGUUGUGGAUUCACUCAGAAGCAAAGCUACUCAAACUCCGGUUGUGCUGCUACAUGCUAAAGAGUCUGAAACACCAGGCUAUAGCUGUGAUGGGCUAAAGCAGAUGGAGGAGCUACCAGAAGAACUUCUACCAGUUUUGCAACACAAUUCCAAUGCCUAUGCAGAAGUUGCAGGUCUAGCUGAGAUUGAGCAGGUCACCUUUGGAAUGAAGAGGGCAGGUACUCUAGAAGACAGUUUCACUUUGUUCAGAUGUACCCCAAGUUAUUGUGGAGCAAGACUGCUUCCUUCUUGCUCUGAGAAUUUAACUAAUGAUGAGACAAGUAAGGAAACCAAAGAUGAAGAAAACUUUUCUCUCUUGAAGGAACAAGCUAUAAAUCUACCAGCAAAGAUGUUCCCUGUUUCUGUGAUUGAAGUUUUGAUGAGGAAGAAGCCCAAAUUUACCUUGUUAGAACCUGAAAGCUACCACAUAUCAGCUGUCACCUCUGUAAAGAAAGUGAGGAGUUUGGAUUUCUGUGAGGCAAAUACCACUCUUUGCUUUGAUGUCCUCUGCCUUGUUGCAGAAGGAAGAUUUUCUGACAAAGCUUCUGCACUUCUUUGUGGAAAAAUACCUUGCACUGUAACUGAAAUUUUCACAUCAUCUCUAGAAAAAUACAGCAUGGAAAAACAUUGGGAAAACAAGAAAAUUCUGCCAAAAAGCCUAGGUGAAAAUGAAUGCCUGGAUAAAGUUGUUGAUGAUGGAAAGUAUCAUCAAAUCUUUAGAGGGAGAGCUAAAGGAGAAGAAAUACAGCAUGAGAAAGCCCAACCACAGCAGGUGACCUGUGUUCCUGAGGAAAGUUCUGAGAUUUUAAAUAAAACUGAAUUGAUCAGGCCUGGGAAGCAAGGAAUGGAAACCAAAGACAGACUGGGUAGCCCACAGAGUGUCCAAAAUUUAUCUGUUGAUUUUAAAGACUUAAAGAAGCAUUUUGAAGGGAACCCUCAACCAAUGCAGAAACAAAGAAACCCCUUAGAAAUCUGCACCUCUGAUGUGAAUAGGGUAUAUAAUGGAGAAAACAUGAUCAAAAUGGAGGCGAUAGGAGAGCAACCUCAGAAACCACCCCACCAAGCAAACCCUUCCAGCAAUAUUGGCCUGAAAAAAAAGAAAGACCAGACCCUGAAACUCUGUGAGCCAAACGAGAAGAACUUCUCAUGUCAAAAAAUAGCUGCUGAAAACAUGCAAUAUGCAUCUCAGAAUUUUUUUUUGUCAGAGGAAGAGAGGUAUCCACUAAACACAUCGUCUCCUGUGCAGGAGAGGGCUUUGUGCUUAAACAAACUGUUCCUGCCAGGGAGCAAUUUUUAUGAGUGUUUUUGUCAUCUGUCACCACUGGAAGCUGGUAGUGAACAUAAUGUGAAAAUACAUGCACUGGAAAAAGCGGUGACUGUGUGUUCUCAGAGGAUAUUUCUACUGAUGCAAGAGAAUGAAAAUUACUCAAAAAAAGUCAGUAUAUUACAACAGGAGAAUGAGAGAUAUGCUCAGAUGAUGUGUGCACUGGAAGAGGAGAUGGAUGCAUAUUUUCAAUACAUUUUAGCAGUAGAUGAAGUUAACAUUGUUUCAUUCCAAAACUUACUUAAUGAGAAAGAAGUUGCUGGUGGAUGUUUUAAUGACUUACCAGAAGAAAACAUCAUGAGCCCAGGAGCAUUUUUUGUUGAAAUCUUCUCUAAGAACCUUUCAUGUGUUGCAGAGAAAAAUAAGAAUUCUGAAAAUGACUCAUUGACAAUUGCAUCAAAAAAACUUCCCAGGAGUGUUUUAUCCCUGGAUGGAAGGAAAACGAGAUAUUUUCAGCUGCUUUCUGACCUGAAAGAAGAAAGAAGCAGAUGCUUCAAAGAAAUAGCUAAAUUAUUACAAGAAAAGGAGAACUAUGUAGCAAAAUAUAAUGAACUAAUACAAGAGAAAGAGGGAAAUUUACACAGAAUAUCUCUUUUAGAAGGUGAAAAAGAAACUUUAUUGGGAAGUUUGGCAGAGGUAAAGCGUGAACAAGACAAAUACAGUACCGUGGUUUCAGAACUUCAAGAGUGCAAAACCAGCUGUUAUCAAACUAUUUCUGAUUUACAGGAGGAAAAAUGUGUGCUGAAAAGAGAGAUGGACAGGAUCAAGAAAGAAACUUCAGAACAGCUUGAUGAAUUUCAGAAAGCCAAUGCAAACUUUAUUUUAGAAAACAGAAAAUUGAAAGAAUUUCUGUCUUCUUUGGGUUUUACCUAUGAAGACCUGAGAAAAGAUAAAAGUUCGGGAGCAAGGGGAAAGAUAGUAAAACUAAAAGAAGAAAGUCAACAACAUAGUCUUAAGCCAAAGAAAGUUGAAACAGCAUGUAGUGUAACUCAGACUGAAGAAGAAGGAGUUCUGGUUAUAGACCCCUCAAACUAUUUCCCUGGAAAAGAGGGCAGCAUCUUUGAAAGCUACAGUGUGAUGAAAGAGCAAGUCAAAAAGGCGAAAGAAGAACUAAAAAUACAGCAAAAGGAAUUACAAAAAUCAAGAAAAGAGGUGACGAGUUGCACAGCCAUUCGUGGUUGGCCAGAACUUCAAGUGAAGCUGCAUUCCCCCAGCAUGCUUUGACAGAAGCUGAGUGCUUAAUAAAGACACCCAGAACGAACUACCUGCUGUGGCCAUCCCUGGGCCAGCUGCUUCCCUCCCCCUCACUACGAGUGAGGAGGAGUAGAAUGCAGUAGAAGCACAGAGGACUAUGGCAAACCUGCAUUGAAAGCAGUUUUUGAAUGAGAGGCAAAAUAAUAUAAAAUCUGAUACUGUCGAGGGGUCUUGCUAUGCCCAGUGAUGGUGCAAAGCACACAGACUGCCCCUCCUCUUGACAUCUAUAUUGUAAACACAAAAAGUCCAACACCACUUACGUGGAAACUUGUUUGGGUGGCUAGUUCUGUGCCUGCAUGAAGGAAAUCUGCAGCCAGAUUUUAAUACCAGCCAAGGAAGCUUUCAGUGUUGUGCCUUUCUGAAUGCGUUAGCUUUCACAUUCCUAUUUUUUAUUGAAGAAUCUCCACUCGAUGCUUAUCAAAGCAGAAGUAUUGCUUUUUUGGCAAGCGUAUAUUUAUGGGGCUGUUUCAUGCAAUAACAGGCAUUGCUCAGACUCCCUGUGGAAAAACCACUGGCAGGAAGAAGUGUGUCGAGCAUGUAAAAGAGCAGUAGGAUUGCACAUGGUGGGUGUACAAAAUGGUUGUCCUUUGACAGCUGCUUUACAAGGCUUCCCAGAUUUCAGGUGAGGCCACUGGAAUGAAGGAAUAGAUUUGGAUGCGUGUUGGAUGGUUAGGUGAGGACUUCUGACCUUGUAAUUGGAAUAUGAAGAGAUCAUUUGAUUUUUAUUUAUUUUUAUUAUUAGCUUAGAUACUUUUAACCUUUUAUGUGUUACAAGGAAGCUGUGUCUUACAACACCUUCCCCAGUUUACUUAAAAGAAUGUGAAGCCUUUGCUUUCAGAAGGGAGAAGCAGUGAUUUCUCAGAUGAGGGAAGGAGCUUGCUGUUGGGCAACAAGCUGAUCUACUGAGUGGUUUUUUGUGGUUUUCUUUUUUUUUUUUAAAAAAAAAAAACAAACCUACAGUUGAUGUGUGUAAGUGGAGAAAAUGCAUCCUAGAAGAAAUACAAAGGUGGGGAGGUUUUUUUUCCCACCUUUGCAUUUUUCAUUUUUUAUAUUUGUCAGGAAGAUUUUUUCCCAUAGCUGAUAAAAUCUUACUUUCCAUUUGCUCUGAGAGCUUUCAAAGAAAAUUCUGAAAUUGUGACUGCAUUCACAACAUUCAUUCAAGAUACCAUCAAAUUUAGAAAGCAGUUUAAAAAUUAAUCUAUUUUUCUGCAUAGCUCUAGUUACGGAUGUUUCUACAGGACUUACUUUAAAGUCUUACUCAUUUCUUAUAAGAAGAUUAUAGUGUAUUGUGUAAUUCCAUUUAUUUUAAUCAAUUUACAACAAUUUAAGACUUGUGAUGUGGAGAUCAGACUCAAGUCCAUGGUUGUAAGCUCGUAUUGAGAAAUGCUACCACUGGUAGACUAAUUAUACUCAGUAAUUUUGCAUUUUUAUUCUUCCUGUUAGGCUCAGAAAUGGUACAUAGAACUUGGCUUUGCUGAAACAAGAUACGAAGAAAUCAAAACUCAUUUGACACAAACUCUCUCAGAAUUACACCAUCUUAAACAAGAGGUUGGGGACAAAAUGCUUGGAAAGCAGCACUGCAAAUUAACGGUAGCUCUGUGUCUUGAUAAAGUUUUUACAUCUUCCACCAAAAAGAAGUGUUUUGUGGAAAGAUUUUAAAUUAUUGAAUUAUCUCCUGGAAGCAGCUUUCAUAAAGACUUUUCAGCCAGCCUUGAAAUUAUUUCUGUCCUCGUUGAUAGGGAAACUGUGAAGAAGAAACAUGCAAC